Venturia canescens is the source of this 2677-nucleotide messenger RNA. RefSeq names its product transmembrane and ubiquitin-like domain-containing protein 1. The transcript has 4 exons. Gene Ontology annotation, molecular function: protein binding. NCBI's taxonomy places the organism in Eukaryota, Metazoa, Arthropoda, Insecta, Hymenoptera, Ichneumonidae. The record is from RefSeq and is a predicted model, not a curated record. The coding region runs from base 467 to 1576 and encodes 369 amino acids.
UGGUUGAAUGGUUGUGGAUAUGGAAACAAGCACGAGUGCAAGAGAAAGAUAGAAUUAUUCAAGGAACUAAACGAAUAAAAAAAAGAAAACACCAUCGCGUUGGUUAGCGUUGGUUCAUACGUCGGAGUGUGCCUUAUUGAAAAGUGUACGAUCCAUGUUAAAUACAUACCGAGGGGUUCGAGGCGUUUACCUACUAGCGUAUAUAGCAACAUAUACGAGCGAUCCAUUAGUGUAUAUGUAAUGAUACAAAAUAGUACUCUAGCUGAUACCUGAAGUCUCGCGGGUGUGUGGCUGUGUGUGUGUACAAUAGCUCAGAGUUUGCGUAAAUAAAUAGUACUGUAGACAAAUUUUUAUUCGCCUGUUAAACCGUUCAUUAGUUUUCGUGAUCAAAUUUCACUAAAUAAAUUCGUUGACUACUAUGUACGUUCGGAACGUUUAUUUGGAAUCUGUCAAGUGCACUUCGUAAAUGCACAAUUGGAGAAAAUAUUUGCAAUUAAUAAGAUUUGUAACAACGAAAAGGAUGAACCUGAUCGAAGGUAUCGGCGAUGAAGUCACUUACUUUUUUAUCAUCAUUGGAAUUCUCUGUAUCGGUUGGUUUGCUUGGCGUUCUACCAACAUAGCCGAUCAACCAUUAAUACGCACAGUACUUAUUCUUCAACAUCGAACACGCACACGCAUAGAAGAAUUCAGAGCCAACAACCAAACCAUUGGCGCUCAAACUGUGGACACCUUAAUAGAUAAUCCUCUGGAAUCCAAUGACAAUAUUAGUGAUGAAGUUGACGGAAGUUGUCCAGAAACGAAUAACACAGCGAACAGCGAAAUUCCUGUGGGAUCGUCGAAUCUACAAGCGGCUGCAACUUCUGAAGAAGUUUUAAUGGAAGCAAUGGAUUCGUUUCACAAUGACGACACUGGAUUAUUGAGGAAACGUGUGAAAAUAGGUGCAUCUGAAACAACGUCGCCUAACAUUUCGGGAACAACGCCAAUUGUUGACGAAUCUGAAGUAUCCGAGAAUAUAUCGUCGACUAGUGAGAAUGAAAUAACGAUAAAACUGAAAUUCAUGAACGAUGAUCAGAAAUUAGUGACGGGUCGACUCAAAGAAAUGCUUGGAGAAUUUAAAAGGAGGCAUUUCCAAGUAGAGCUCGAGUCGCAAAAGCGAAUACGAUUAGUUUUUAAUGGACAACUUCUGCAACCCGACAAUCAAACGUUGGAACGUUGCGGCUUGUACAACAAUUGUGUUGUACAUUGUCUUGUGCAUCAACAACGUGUCACAUCGGGUUCGAGCUCACAACCAAGUGCGAUCGAUAAUUCAUCGUCGAUUUACUCGAGUCCUCAAACUUUUCAAAAUUUACCAACCGGUACAGGUAUAAGUUCGGUACCGAAUGACUGGGACCUGAGCAGACUUUUAGUUAGUAUUCUCACUUUGAUCCUGGCGUUUGCCUGGUACUCGCGAUACCAUUAUGCUCAAUUGUUUACAGCGCCCACGACCGUUGCCCUUUACGCUCUUACUGCAAUCUUUUCACUCUCGGUAGUUGGCCAUUUUUUCCCAGAUCAAGAUACUUUGAGAAACAUUGAAUGAGAAUGGUGCGUUGACUUUUUAUUUUAUCGUUACGAAUUUAGCGAUCACUGAACCAAGAGCCCAUCGGCUUCCCCAAAUCUUUUCUAAAAAAUCGUGCAAAUAUGUUUUAUAAUGAUUGUGAAGAGGAAAUGUUUUUCUUUUGAUGAUAUCCAAUUGUAACGGCUUCUCAUUUUGUACGAAAACAAAACGACGGCUUUUCUUAUUUCGAUCAAUUAUUUAUCUGGAAACAAAUUUAUUGCCACUGGCAAUUGUUCGCGUGCUCGUCUUAACCCUUCAAGUGCACACUGGGUCGUUUUGACCUCAUAAGCAUAUGGAUGACGCAAGAAGUGUGCACUCAAAGGGUUAAGCAAUCUUUCCAACUUUUUCCUACAAAUUGGAGAAAAAAGCUCAAGACAAUUUUUUCCAACAAUACGACAGAAGAGUUCAGUCAAUCCAAUUUAACCAUGAGCUAGCGAAUAAUUGAGUAUAAAAUUAAUAAAUUGAUUCGACUGUUAAAGUGUGAUUUUAUUGAGUUAAAUUUUUACGUUGAGACGUAAACAAAAAAUUUAUUGGAACUUUCUCAUAAUUUUUUCACUUCACCGUUGUUACGUCCUAGUACUAUUCUCUCGCAUAAUCACUGAUGUGAAAAUGGUUGUAAGAAUAGAGCAUAAACGAUUGGCUAAAUAGUACGCAAAUUCAAAUCAGGUAUUCAUAACGUAUGAAUAAUUGUUGAAAAAGAAAGGUGAAGCCGAAUGCAGAGCGAGCUCCCUAAGCGACACGAAUUCCUUUCCUAAAUUGGAAGAUCAAGUGAACCGAAGUGAGCCUUGUAAUGAGAAAUUAAGUGUUUUUAUCUAUUAAAAAUGCAUUGUUCCUUCGAACAAGCUUGUACAUAGAAUAUAUAGUUACAUUUACAACAGAGCAGUGUGAAAGUUUUGAGAAACUGGCAUCGAUUCUCUUCUUCGUCCUUUUUUUCACAUAUGAUUUUUUUCCUCCGUGUUAAAAUUUACCAGCCACUAUUUUUCCUCGAACAAGAAAAAGUCAUAAAUCAUUUUCUUUUCAAAGGUCAAAGCUGGACUUGUUGUAAUUAUUUUAUGGAUCAUAAAUAAAUGUUUAUUUAUUUGA